This is a messenger RNA of Siniperca chuatsi (mandarin fish), 3261 nucleotides long. It is a transcript of the gene lratd2a, whose product is annotated as LRAT domain containing 2a. The coding region runs from base 522 to 1346 and encodes 274 amino acids. The transcript has a single exon. The record is from RefSeq and is a predicted model, not a curated record. Lineage: Eukaryota; Metazoa; Chordata; Actinopteri; Centrarchiformes; Sinipercidae.
UUUAAAUGCGAAGCUGUGUGUAGCGAGAGAGUCGCUGUGGCGAAGCCGAGGCACAGCCUUCAGUUCACCGCCGGGCCGAUUUCUGCCGCACAGUGCGCAGUGUAUGCGCCGCCAGCACAGUGGACUAGUUUAUCAAAUAUAUGAGCAGUCCUGUGCGUCGAGGAUUUGGAUUUCAACUUUCAUUGUUUCCUAUGUGACAUCCGGCGGACGCAACUUUACGCAGGGAAACAGCAGGUGAGUCAACACCUGAGGGAUAAUUCUCCUCCCUGAAUUUGUAACCAGUUUGUAUUCGCCUCUCAACUCCACUUGUUGAUUGAGCACUAACAGGCUAUCCCAGCAGUCGCUUCACGGGGAUAUUCGUAUGCGUAAUUUGGAUAAAACCCUUGUCCGACGGGCGUCGGCAGGGCGAAGGAAGUUUUGACCUGUGAGGUUUUGUGGCAGAUGGUGGUGAUGUUUGGCGACCGGUAACAGCUCUCGGCAUCAGAUCGUAUUACACAGGCUGCUACCUGGUGAGCAGCGGCAUGGGGAACCAGAUGGACAAGCUGUCACACUUAAGUUACGCAGAAGUUCCUACAGUGGACCCGAACGGCGUGGACACGGAGGACGGUCCACGGAUCGGCGUCUCCUACAUAUUUUCUAACGACGACGAUGAGCUGGAGGAUGGCUGUGCGGUCGAUGGCACAGACCGAGACCCGAAUCAGGAAGAGAAACAAUACGACCAGCGCGACGAGGUAGAGUGCGCCGUCUACAACAGAGAUGAAUGCAUUUACGAGAAGAGCGUCAAAUCUGCCAACCUGGAGGUUUACUCCCCGGAGAAUCUACUAAACAAAUGUAAAGCAGGUGACUUGGUGGAGUUUGUGGCUACCGGUCAGUACCCGCACUGGGCUGUGUACGUGGGGGACUUCCAGGUGGUGCACCUGCACAGAGCCGAGGUGAAAAACAGCUUUUUGACAGAUGCGAGUCAAGGGAGGAGGUGCAGGAUUGUGAACGACUUUUACAAAUUCAAAGCUCUGGGUCCGGACAUGGUGGUGCAGAACGCGAUGGAGCAAGUGGGCUUAAAGGACCGGGAGCUGAGCUGGAGAAACUCCGAGUGCUUUGCAGCCUGGUGCAUGUUCGGCAAGAGGGAGUUCAAAAUGGGUGGGGAGAUACGGAUAGGCAAACAGCCCUACAGGUUGAAAAUAUUCAUGUCCGACAAACAUUCGCACGUGUUGGAGUUUCAGAGUUUGGAGGACAUGAUCAUGGAGAGGAGGAGGAACGAUCAUCUGGGCAGGACAGCCGUGAUGCAGGAGCUGGCCACUCAUUUCAGCCGCGUGGAGGAGAUAAAAAGUGAGCCAUGCGCUGACUGAUGUCUGCCCUUUUGAUGCUCUUCUGAAAAAUUGCUUUGCAAGUAGAGUAGCCUUUACCAAACAAACUGUUACACCCUGCUUUAAUGUAUAGCAAGCCUUCACUCAUUGAUUUUUAUUUUUAAUUGGAGCACACAUGUCUUCAUUUCCACUUUGAUAUUUUAAUUAUGGUCCAUGUUUUCACACAUAUACAUACAUAUGUUAUUGCCUUAAAGCCACAAUCCUCUACAUCCUCUGAUGCUUAAUUGCCUUAGCAAUUAUGAAUUCAAUUAUCUGAGAGAAUUGAUUGAAUUAGUUGAUAUGCUUGUUUGUAGCUCCAGCAGCCCCUCCACACAGAAUGUAUAGUUUUAGAAAAGCUUUACCCAUCCGUCUUAAACUGUCAUGAUUCUGUAAGUAGAGUGCGUGUUUCUCUAUUCAUAGUGUGUCCUGUUACUUGAGCCAUGUGUGGUUUAACUUCAUCGCUCAGCUCACCCAGACAGCAGAGUGUCAGAGCUGCUCGCUGAAUACAAGAAGAAUUCUUUCUGCUUUUUUAAAAAAAAAAAAAGGGUAAUUCUCACAUCAGCACAUCUGAAGAAAAUGCUGUGGAGCUGGUCUGUGUUCCAUUGAUCAAAGUCUGUCUUAACUAUACCCAAAGGUCAAGUAAACCAUCCUUGACUCUUUUUUGAAACAAGUCUUCUGUCAUAUUGUUUCACUUUCAUGCACAUCAUUUUGUUUGAUCAGUUAAUACUGAGUAUUGAAAAUGCUCCUCCUGUCAUCUUCAUGUGAUCUCAAAGUGUUUAUUACAAAUGAUUGUAAUUUAAAAGGUUAAUUGUUUGAUCUGCUGUAGAAGACACAUUUUCUUAAUUGCAGUCAAAACAAGAGAAAGAUUUAAAUGUUUUCCUCUAUUUAAAGACCUGAGUUCAUAGUUUGCUGGGUUUUUUUUAGCAUGUAAUUAUCAAAACGUGGUGUUUUUCACAAACACAGGGAAAGUUACCACAAAUAAAGGUAAAACAAAUAGCUAACAUGUUUGGUAUUUCUCAGUCAAACUGACUAUUACCAAAGAAACAAACCAGUUUCACCAACCAAGUUUUUAGACUGCUCUGUUGCGCAAAGCGAGGUUUAUGGGUUAUAGCGAGCUAGCUUGGGGUUUAAUCCUGGUGUUUAGAUCUCACAAACUGAGGUAUCACCACUGUAACCUACGCUACAGGGCGAACAUCUGCUCUCAGUCAACUCUCAGAAAAAAUGGAGCACCUAAUUCUGCCGUAGAGCUGAAACAAUUAGUCGACUAAUUGAUUAGCUGAUGGACGGAAACAUAAGCAACAUAUAUUUUGAUAAUCGCUAAUUGUUUUAGCCAUUUUUUUUUUUUUCAAGCAAAAAUUGUGAAAAACAAACUGGAUCCAGCUUCUCCCGUCUGAGGGUUUGCUGCUUUUCUCUGUUUUUAUAUCGUUGAUAAAUGGAUGUUUUUGAUGUAGUACGUCACCUUGGAUUCUCGGAAACUCUGAUUUGUUCACUAUUUUCUGACAAUUCAUAGACUAAACCAUUAAUAAAUUAAUUUAAAAAAAUCGUCAGAUUAAUGGAUAGCCUAAUUCCACAGUACCAUCACUAUUGUGGGGUGUGAUGAUUCCAGGGGCCAACAGCUGGAGAGGGCACAUACAAAUUGCAUUAAAAUCAUGAAGGGGGGCUUAAGCAAUAUUCCUCCAGGGACUCAGAAUUAGUUCUUGCGGACAGGAUCCAUAUAUGGACAAAAUGACCGCAUUCAAUUCAAAGUGACAAGUAAUAAAGGGAAAAAUAUUCUGCUGAAUUAACACAGGGAGUGUUUGGAUGAAAAAUAGAAAUACUCCUCCAUGAUUGUUGAUAUCAGAACUACAGUGAAUGUUUGCAACUUUUUCAGACCAUCUGCCUCCUUUAGUAUUAAACUAGGACUGACCAUAAUAUCAAA